UCCACCACCAUGACCACUCUUGAAACACUGCCCGUCGAACUCUUCUCAGAUAAUCUUCUCCUGGAACUACCUAUUGAGUCGUUGCUUCAGCUCGCCUCAACAAACAAGUUCUUCAGCUCCCUCUGCUCUGACGAAUUACUAUGGCAGCGGAGGCUCAAAUCCGACUUCAAUUUCUCUGGCGCAGGGACGGCAAGAACAAGUGGUUGGAAGUUCAUCUACAGAAACAUGUACAACCCCAAAGUAUUCGUCUGGGGGGAAAAGGCUAAUGGCAGGCUCGGUCUCGGGGCUAAAUUUCCAAAAUCGAGUCUUCUUGGAAGCGGUGUACCUUUCCCAACAAGACUACGCAUCCCUCAGGCGCGCAUUGUCAACAUCGUUGCCGGAGGAAUGUCAUUUCACGCGCUCGAUUCCGAGGGCAGGCUCUGGGUCUGGGGUACUCUCAACAGUCUGACAGCGGCACUCAACUCUGAAGGAUUCUCUGAACCCGGUAAGGUAGCGCAUACACCGUUACGCCUGGAUCUUCCCGUUCGGAUUACGGAAAUCAGCUGUGGCAGACUCCACUCUCUGGCGUUAGACUCCCAAUCGCAAUUAUGGAACUGGACAUCAUGGGGGAGACCAUUCCUGCUGUCCUCUCGCCACAUCACAACCGACUCGAAACCAGUCCAGGUCGAAUGUGGAUGGAAUUUCUCCUCGAUACUGACAAAAUCCGGCGAGAUCUUCGUCUGGUGGCCGUUGUCGAGCGAAAUGGGAGACCAGAUCCGCGACAAAAACAACGAAAUGGAUGAAACAAAAGAAUUUGCUGCCCGCGCCGCGGAAGGAGUUAUACCAUGCGUGCCGUGGUCCCUCGACGCUCCCGAUCUUAGUCGAUUGCCACCCUUACCUCGCUUGCCGAAACUCGUUGAGACUGGUGACAACGCCGAAUAUGACCAAGUAAAGAUCGUCAAGAUCGCAGCUAUGGACGCUCGACUUGUCGCUCUCACCGACCAAGGGCAUGUCCUCCUAUUUCGGGGUCUCGAAUCUGAGGAUACGCUUGCUGACGGCGCGUGGUCAUAUCUUCCCAAUUUCAGCGAAUUAAACAGAGUCCGGACGAUGCCGCCCUUCAACGGCACCCAGCCCGUUAUCGCGGCACCACCGACAAUGAAGAUCACUCAUAUAUCAGCACACUUUUUAAAGUUCUUCGCGUAUUCGACAGGAGCAAGCUCCAUUGUGCUUAUGGGCAACACAGAAACGCAAGACAACAGUCCGCCACAUAUCGAACCUACGUUGCAAAACAGAUCAGUUAUUUCUGUGCAUGUCGGUGACUGGCAUUACGCCGCUUUGACUGCUACAGGCGAGCUGUUGACAUGGGGCGGGUACUCGGCUGGGGCGUUGGGAUUAGGCGACCCAACUGAGUUACCUGUUGGAGGGCCGGGCGGCUUUUCAACUGAGCAAGCUCGUUUGAAUGCUCUUGAUCGCGGCCUCGGGAAUCCACCGAACACGACUCUGCCAACCCAAGUCCGCUUUGACCACGCUCGCAAGUCACCAAAAGACCGUUUUUGUUUUCUAGCAUGCGCUUCUGGAUGGCACACAGGUGCGCUGGUCAUUGAUCUUCAGAAGGACGCAGACGACAACAAAGAAUCUGAAGAAGAGGACGAAGAGCUUGUGGAGAUUCGACCACCAACACAUGUUCGCUUGAACCCAGCCCCGCAUUUGCCCAUUCCUGGACAUGGGGGAAUAGGGGGCGGAGUGUUUCGGGUUGGAUUUGCUGGCCGCGGCUUGACACGUGGAGGUCAGGCGCGAGGCCCACCAACGGCUUGA
Mycena indigotica is the source of this 1794-nucleotide messenger RNA. Its product is annotated as RCC1/BLIP-II protein. Gene Ontology annotation, cellular component: cytoplasm. Gene Ontology annotation, molecular function: guanyl-nucleotide exchange factor activity; protein binding. The record is from RefSeq and is a predicted model, not a curated record. Bases 10 to 1794 code for a protein of 594 amino acids. Lineage: Eukaryota; Fungi; Basidiomycota; Agaricomycetes; Agaricales; Mycenaceae. The transcript has 11 exons.